Messenger RNA from Seriola aureovittata, 2499 nucleotides. RefSeq lists its product as uncharacterized. Bases 160 to 1320 code for a protein of 386 amino acids. Gene Ontology annotation, molecular function: calcium ion binding. The transcript is spliced from 9 exons. Lineage: Eukaryota; Metazoa; Chordata; Actinopteri; Carangiformes; Carangidae. The record is from RefSeq and is a predicted model, not a curated record.
GCGUCGCUCCGCUUCAGUCUCGGCAGCGGCGGAGCUGCAGGCGGGCCGCCGGAGCUCAUAGCCUCCUGAACGGCCGAAACAGAAACACCGCCCGCCUACCUGCCUCCUGCUCCUUCGGAUCAAACGCACCUACACAUUAGAGACCGAUCAGAGUCCAGGAUGGAGACGCUGCAGAUUUUCCUCCAGCUGAAUGUUUUGAUCUUCAUGGUUUCUGCUCAGCAGGUGGAUGAACCCGUCACCUACUCAUGCACGGAGGGCUACGAGUUCAACGUGGAAGAUCAAGAAUGUAAAGACAUCAAUGAGUGUGACACGCUGCCUGGCGCCUGUAAAGGGGGGAUGGGCUGCAUCAACCACUACGGAGGUUAUUUCUGUCUGCCGCAGAACGCUCAGAUCAUCAUCAGCAACGGAGAGGAAGAACCCGCCCCCACCACCACCACCCGCCCCCCGCCUCCACACUUCAUCCCCCUCCCUGCUGCACCCAGUUAUGGCACCGCCAACUUAGCCAUCAGCCAGGCCGGCAACCAGGCCGGCAACCGGGCCAGGCUGACCUCUGUCCAGUGUCCAGUCGGAUUCACCGCAGACGAGUUCAACUUCUGCAGAGAUGUAAACGAAUGUGUACCCAACAGCCCCUGCCAACAUCUGUGCUACAACCUGCCAGGAUCCUUCAUGUGUCAGUGUGAUCAGGGCUACGAGCUGACUCCAGACCAGCUCAGCUGCCACGACGUGGACGAGUGCCUGCUGUCCGCCUACAUGUGUCAGUGGCAGUGUGUGAACCAGCCCGGCUCAUACAGCUGCAUCUGUCCUGAAGGAUACCAGCUGCAGGGAACUCGCAUGUGCCAAGACAUAAACGAGUGUGAAACUGGAGCAAACUGCCGUGAGGACCAGAUGUGUUGGAACUACUUUGGAGGUUACCGCUGCUAUCCCAGAAACCCCUGCCAGGAGCCCUAUGUCCAGACCGGAGAGGGGCGCUGCAGCUGUCAGUCUCUAAGCGCAUGCAGAGGACUCCCUCCCUCCAUCGUCUAUAAGUACAUGAGCAUCACGUCGGAGCGCUCGGUGCCAGCCGACAUCUUCCAGAUCCAGGCCACCAGCGUCUUCCCCAACAUGCACAACACCUUCAGGAUCAAAGCUGGCAACGAGGACGGACAGUUCUUCCUCAGGCGAUCCAGUAAUGUGAACGCCAUGCUGGUGAUGACUCGUCCUCUGAUUGGUCCCAGAGAGCAUGUCCUGGACCUGGAGAUGGUGACGCAGAACUCGGCUCUCAGUUAUCGCUCCAGCUCUCUGCUCCGCCUCACCGUCAUCGUGGGGCCGUACGUCUUCUAGAAACCGUCAGUGACGAACAUGUAUCUCAUAUAACAUUUAACUAAAACCAGAACUUUCCAGGGAAAGUGGCUCAAAAUCUAAAUGUAAACAUUUAGGCCCCGCCUCCACCUGACAGGUGUCUCCUAUCAGAUCAAAUCCAGAUUAUUUCCAGCAUGUCCUCACCUUUUAUAUUCAUAAUAUCAUCAAACAUGCAUCACAUGAUCUUAACAUGUAUUUAAAAUGGUUAUGAAAGUGACUUCCUGUUUGAGUCUAUUGAUCCUCACCACAGGUAAUCCAUACAUCAAUACGUCUACAUGCACCACACCACUGAAGGUGACUGUGGAGGUUCAGUCUUUGCACUGCAGUCGAUCAUCUUUUCUCUGAGAUGUGUUUAAAAUCAGAGCUGGAACUGCAAUGACCUGCAGUGACCUAUACUGACCUGCAGAGACCUGGAGUGACCUACAGUGACCUUCAGUGACCUGCAGUGACCUGCAGAGACCUGCAGAGACCUGCAGUGACUUACAGUGACCUUCAGUGACCUAUACUGACCUGCAGUGACCUACAGUGACCUUCAGUGACCUUAAAUGACCUACUGUGACCUGCAGAGACCUGCAGAGACCUGCAGUGACCUACAGUGACCUUCAGUGACCUAUACUGACCUGCAGAGACCUGCAGUGACCUACAGAGACCUUCAGUGACCUAUACUAACCUGCAGAGACCUGGAGUGACCUACAGUGACCUGCAGUGACCUGCAGAGACCUGUAGAGACCUGCAGUGACCUACAGUGACCUUCAGUGACCUUAAGUGACCUACCGUGACCUGCAGUGACCUACAGUGACCUUCAGUGACCUACCGUGACCUGCAGUGACCUACAGUGACCUUCAGUGACCUUAAGUGACCUACCGUGACCUGCAGUGACCUACAGUAACUCCUGAUGAAUGAAUAAAUGAGGGCUCUGUGUCCCUGUGCCGUAGCUUGUACUUUAUUAAAUAAAACAUGUUCAAGGAAGCAGAGUUGGUUGAGUGCUAACAUGCUAACAUGGAUAUGCUAACAGGUCAUCUCUGGUGAUGAACCCCAUGUAACAUCCGCAUAACAUCAGAAAUAAUUAAAUAACAAAAGAGGAAGGAAUCCUCUGACCCCUGACCUCUGACCCCUGACCCCUCUGACACUUGAGCUCCAUAUAAACAACAUUUCAUAUUU